Molecule: messenger RNA, 1979 nt
Organism: Alligator mississippiensis (American alligator)
Lineage: Eukaryota; Metazoa; Chordata; Crocodylia; Alligatoridae
Gene: HAMP
Product: hepcidin antimicrobial peptide
Exons: 4
Coding region: 1552-1854 (100 amino acids)
Biological process (GO): intracellular iron ion homeostasis
Cellular component (GO): extracellular region
Source: RefSeq, a predicted model, not a curated record
UCAUUUUAAUUAAUUUUGAAAUUUUGAAAUAAUUUUGAAAUAAAUAAUUUUAAAUGAAGUUUUUUUUUAAUUAAAUAAUUUAAAAGUCUGGUAGUUAAGACAUCACCACAACAUCUGGUUUCUUGCUAUGUGAUGAUGUAAUCAUCCAAAAUGGCAGGAAAAAAAUCAUUUUUCCCAUUCUGCUCUUUGUUGAUUCUUUGUUGAUUUGUGAUGAUGCAAUGGUGAUGUCAUGUUUUAAUCGCUUUAAAAAAACAGUGAAAAUACCUGUUUUCCACUCCUUUGCCCUUUACUCCUAAUUAGCUGUCAAACAAUGAUGCAAUGGUGAUGUCAUAAUUAAACUAAUUUUUUUUGUUCCCGUUAAAAUACCUAUUUCCCCCCCCAUCCCUUAUUUGCAGUUGGUUGCUGAGUAAUGAUGUGAUGAUGUCAUAACGACCAAACUUUACAAAACCUCUAUGAAAACUCAGAUCUCCUGCCCUUGCUUCUUGCUGAGAAGUGAUGAUGUGAUGAUGAUGUCAUAGUUUCAUAGUUGGUCGGGUCAGAAGGGACCUGAGCAGAUCAUCAAGUCGGACCCCCUGCCAUGGGCAGGAAAGAGUACUGGGGUCAACCUCUUAAAGACCUCCAGGGUAGGAGCCAGCACCACUUCCCUUGGAAGUUGGUUCCAGAUCCUAGCCGCCCUGACUGUGAAGUAGCGCCUCCUGAUAACUGAACAACCUUUACAAAUGGGAACAAAAGUACAGUGGCGUUUUGCUUCUAAUCGAGCUGAUGUCACUCUUCUCUGAGACAAUAAUGAUGUCAUAAUGGUUAGGAAAUAGUAAAAAUAGAUAAAAAUGGUUAAACAGCUGAUUCCCUCCCCCCCCUUAUUAUAAUUGAUCACUAAGUAGUGAAGGCAUGAUGAUGUCACAGCUGAAAUGGUGACAAAAACCUUAUUUUUCCCCUUCUGUCUUUGGCUGAUCUGUGAUUUGGCACUGAUGAUGCAGUGAUGAUGUCAUAACCCCCCUUCUUUCCAAAAAACACCCACAGUCACAGUAAUCUGAUUUCCACCCCAAUCUUGAUACAGGAUGAUGCAGUGAGAACAUCAUAACUCCCUAGCUUUCAAUGCCCCGCUUCCAAGUAACAAUAAUCUGAUUUUCCACCUCAGUCUUGAUACAUGAUGGUGCAAUGAUUAUGUCAUAACCCCCUGGUUUGCAACACCUCCCCCCCAGUGCCAAUAAAUAAUCUGUUUUCCACCCCCGCCUUGAUACAGGAUGAUGCAAUGAUGAUGUCAUACCCCAGUGACCCCUCUGGAGUAUUUGGGGAUACCCCAGAGGGGGGGGCAGGGCUAGGAACGCAGGUGUCCAGGCUGCCUUCGGAUUUACCCCCUGGCCUUUCUCCCAUUUCCCCCUGCAGGCCCCUUGGCCCCAUGACCCCAGAUAAGCUUAUCAGGGGUAUUCCCCACCCCCCUCCGUCCUGGGGGUCGGGCAAGGCCUGGGUGGGGCAUCAGGAGGGAGCAUAAAAGCCACCGGGGCAGCCUCCGGACUGGACACACGGACCCCGGCCUAGGACAGACGGACCAUGAAGGUGCCCGCAGUCUGCGUCUUCCUCCUCCUCGUCCUCCUGCAUGGGUCCCCUGCGGCCUGCUCAGCCCUGAGAGCCCAGGCAGACGCCAGUUUGAUGCCCCAUCCUGAGACUGGAGCCCCGAGCCACGGCCUGGAGGCAGACGCCGAUUUGAUGCCCCGUCCUGAGAUCGGAGCCCGGAGCCAUGGCCUGGAGGUCCCACUGCGGAGAUCCAAGCGCUUCAACAGCCACUUUCCGAUCUGCAGCUACUGCUGCAACUGCUGCCACAACAAGGGCUGUGGCUUCUGCUGCCGGACCUGACCCCUGACCUGCGACCUUCGACCCUGGCGUGUGAACUAGGGUCUGUGACCUCCGACCCCUUGCCUUAUUUAUUUCUCUGCCCCUCGCCUGUCGCUCCUUGGUAAUAAAGCAGCUUUUUUAUGGAA